Glycine soja is the source of this 3127-nucleotide messenger RNA. RefSeq lists its product as uncharacterized. The coding region runs from base 663 to 2714 and encodes 683 amino acids. The record is from RefSeq and is a predicted model, not a curated record. Lineage: Eukaryota; Viridiplantae; Streptophyta; Magnoliopsida; Fabales; Fabaceae. The transcript has 3 exons.
AGUAUAAGUCAAAUAAAAAAAGAAAAACAAAGAAAGAAGAGAAACGUAACCCUAGAAUCCGUCGAGUAUUAAAAUUGGUUGUAGCGUACGCUCACUAUGAACACGCGCCUCUUCAUCCUCAUUGCUCUCUCACUCUCUUCUUCUUCGCCGUUUCUUGUCGGCCUUCGCUGUUCACUCUCUCGCUAAAUUUCAAAACCCUAGAACCGCUUCUCUAACCGCAAAUCAAAAUCAAAUCGAAUCCAAUCCAAUCGACGCGCUAGGUAUUUGGUGUUCGGCUGCUGUUUUCUCUCCUAGCUGCUUCUGCUGUUUUAUGGAAAAAUGUCUUAUCAGUUAACUGUCGAGAUGUUUCAGUUCCAACCAUGUGGUUCGUUGCAAACAGUAUGAGUGCUUCCAUGGUGUGUUUUGGAAGGAGUCGGAUCUUGUUAGGUUAAUUUGUACUUGCAACUGACAAACUCAACCUCAGCUUAAUCUUUCUAUAUCUUAUAGAUGGAUCGACGUGAUACUUCAGGAUUUGUCAGCGGGGGUGCAUUAAACACCUUUAGACAAAUCUAACCCUAACUUUGUAGAUAAACAUCUCUUUUUUACCCGGAGGUCAGGAAGGCUGUACUGUGAAAUUCAUAAAUAGGAUUAGAUAUUCUUUUGGCAGUGGUUUCAUCACUUCCAUGGAUGCGAGGUUCAAGAACUUUUUAGGAUUUGCUGCUAAUCAUUCUGCAAAUGCAUUCAAGAUUUUGGGCAGUUCAAUGCAAAUUGAAGGAAGGGGAGCUGAUUAUCAUGGUACAGAUACCAUCUUACGACUUGAUUCCCCUGGUUCUUCAAUUCCCACCUCUGUGCCCUCUUCUAAGGGAACAAAAAGGAAGUGGGAUUUAAUUGAUGGAUGUAUGGGUCAAAGAGUUGACUCUUCUUUGUCACUUGGGCUUGGGCGUUCAAGCAGUUCCUCAGACAGCAAGGGGAGUUCAGCUGCUGCUUGCACUGCUAUGUCUUCAGCCAAAGAUAUUGAUGAGGAAUCAUCUAUGGAUAUUGAACUGGACUUUUUUCUUCAUCUUGGCUCUGAGAAGGUACAAAGCCAUAAGAAACCUGUUAAUUCAAAUUUGAAGACAUUGGAGCUGCAACCAAAAUUUGAUUUGGAGUUAAGCCUUUCCACUGGGCCCUGUGAGUCGGAUAUUACAAGCGUACAUCUAAAUCCAUCACCUCUUCAAUUGAAUAUGGAGAUACCAUUAACAUUCAGUGGGACACAAAAUACAGAUGAGGGAUCAACUUCAUGUAGCUGGCAGCCAGGGAUUGUUUUGCCAUCUUCUAAGAUGUCAUCAAAUACAGGUACUAAUUUUCUUUUAAGUCAGUCAUCGAAGCAGUUUGAUCAUAGUCCCAUUGUUGUGGACCUCUCGUCAACCGGACCAAAAAGUUCAGUCACCUGCACUUCUGGGCUUACACAGCAGCAACAGCCACUACAUCGCCCCGGUAAUUCUAAAACAUGUCAAGUGGAGGGAUGUGGGAAGGGUGCCAGAGGUGCUUCUGGACGUUGUAUAUCUCAUGGUGGGGGUAGGAGGUGUCAGAAACCUGGUUGCCACAAAGGAGCCGAGGGUCGUACAGUGUACUGCAAGGCACAUGGAGGUGGCAGGCGAUGUGAAUUCCUUGGUUGCACAAAGAGUGCAGAAGGACGUACAGAUUUCUGUAUUGCCCAUGGUGGUGGCCGGAGAUGCAGUCAUGAAGGUUGUACCCGGGCUGCCAGAGGGAAAUCUGGAUUAUGCAUCCGGCAUGGUGGGGGCAAGAGAUGCCAGAGAGAAAAUUGUACCAAGAGUGCGGAAGGCCUAUCAGGCCUUUGCAUCUCACAUGGUGGAGGGCGUCGAUGCCAAGUUCCUGGAUGUACAAAAGGGGCACAGGGGAGCACAAUGUUUUGCAAAGCACAUGGUGGGGGAAAACGGUGUACUGCACCAGGGUGCACCAAAGGUGCUGAGGGGAGCACCCCAUAUUGCAAGGGCCAUGGAGGGGGAAAACGCUGUACAUACCAGGGUGGUGGAGUAUGCACUAAAAGUGUGCAUGGAGGUACCAACUUCUGUGUGGCACAUGGGGGUGGAAAGAGGUGUGCUGUACCAGGCUGCACAAAGAGUGCUAGAGGAAGGACUGAUCAUUGUGUCCGCCAUGGGGGAGGCAAGAGAUGUAAGUUCGAAGGCUGUGGAAAGAGUGCACAAGGCAGCACUGACUUUUGCAAAGCACAUGGGGGAGGCAAGAGAUGCUCUUGGGGCCAUCCUGGUUCAGAAUAUGGCAUCCAACAGGAUGGUCCUUGCAAUUCAUUUGCAAGGGGGAAAACAGGUCUGUGUGCACUUCAUAGUGGGCUAGUGCAUGACAAGAGGGUUCAUGGAGGCAUCUCACUGGGAUCUGUUGUUCAGGAUCCUCAUUCCAGUAAAGCAGAUGAACUAAAGCAGGUACUCAUUGACAAAAACAUGGAUGUAAAUAUGAUGAAAAUAGGGAGUAGCCUAGGCGCUGCUGCAACCUGUUCUGACUUCGAGCAGUUGGAAGCUGCAACUGCUCAUGUCUCGGUUAAGGAAGGUGGUCACUUGCCAAUGUCAGUUGUUGUUCCUGAAGGCAGGGUGCAUGGUGGUAGUCUGAUGGCAAUGCUAACGGGGAGUUCUAGCCGUGGCUCAAGCAGCGGGAGAGGUCUAGUUAGUGAUCCAUCUGAACCAAUCAAAGGUUACCCCAUGCCCCAGAGUUGGAUUUAAAUCUAGUUUUCAUUGUUAUGGUCUCCGUAGUUAACAAAUUUUAUCAGCAUGUUACAUUAUUACUCCAUUCUACGUUAGGUUGUUGACGAAUUGAGUUAUUCUGUCAUCAGUUGAAAUUGAGUUGAGAGAAUAUCCAAAUCGUUUGGCAAUCUGGUGGUGGAGGGGGUAUCAAGGUAGGAAAAUUGUACUUUGAUUAGGUAGUUGGUGAUGUUCUUUUACCAUUCUUCCUCCCUCUGUAAAUAUUACAUCUGAUGAAACGUUUAGCAGUUUGUGAAUACAGGUUUGCUACCUGUAGUGUAAGGUUGUCGUCAGUGUGCCAUGUAUUCUAUUUAAUAAUAAAACUUCACUGAGAUUGUAUUUGUUAUAAUAGUACUUGUUUUGAAUUCAAUACAUGGCUACCCUCUCGAGUUUUA